Molecule: messenger RNA, 333 nt
Organism: Punctularia strigosozonata HHB-11173 SS5
Lineage: Eukaryota; Fungi; Basidiomycota; Agaricomycetes; Corticiales; Punctulariaceae
Exons: 1
Coding region: 1-333 (110 amino acids)
Source: RefSeq, a predicted model, not a curated record
AUGCGCGGCAUCGCCGACGUAUCAGCCCUAACUUGCAGCUUCGCACCCACGGCUCGGCGGCGCAGGACAAUAUCGGGCGCGCUCUCUGGCGUUCUCAACCAGUCCCAAGCCAAGACAGCGCAGCCCUCGAGCAAGGAUAGGCCAGCGGCGUCAUGCACCACCUUCCUCGGGCUGCGCGUCGCCAUCCGAGAUUCUUUCGGACACGCCCAUCGCUGCCUGGCGCCCCUCGGGCACCACCGAUCCCGUCCUACGGAGCACCUUCCCACCCGAUAUGUGCGUACGUGCCCACGCAACGCAACGCACUCACCGGGGAUCAGCGACUCGUUCCGAUGA